AUGGAUCCAUCAAAAUUAUUAGCUCUGCUAAAACAGCAAAGAGCAAUAUAUGACGAUGUUAAGAAUAUCGAGAAGAAUAGCAGCAAACGUGAGUUGCGUGCGAAUACAAUAAAAGAACGUUUAGAUAAAGUACAAGGAUUAUGGAAUCAAUUUAAAGAUAAUCACGAGAAAAUACUCUUAACGGAGAAUAAGGAAGACAAAUAUUUUAAAGAGGACUUUUACAAUACAGUGCAUCAAAAAGUGAUUCAGGCGAAAACAAUGCUCGAAGAAAUAGUUGAAAGCAAAGAUAGAAAUGCAGAAUCUGUUGAAAGCAAAAGUGUAGACGAGAAAAUAACGGAAAGUCAAAUUGAGAAAAAUAAAAUCAACAAUCUAGUAGAGCAAUAUAACAAUAACAUCGCAAGGUUAAGACAGAUGUUAGAAAAUCUUGACCAUUAUGAUACUGUCACGCGAUUGGAACAACUUAAUGGAAUCUGGAAAAGAAAGUUCGAAGACAUUAGAAGUAUCUAUAAGAAGCUGGUUAUUGAAAUGUCGUACAAUGAAGUAGACAUUAUGAAUGAUUAUGAUGAGAUUGAAGACCAAUACGAUAAGGCGUUAGAUGAAUUAGCCAAUAAAAUGGAAAAAUUACGUGAGGGGAACAACGUUAAGCUUGACUGCAUUAGAAUCCAAAAUUUCAACGUAAAAGGAGAAGCAAGCAAGCUGAUACAACAUCUACCGGUGUCGGAAUUGAAUUAUGCUGUAGCUUGGGAAAUUUUGUCGCAAAGGUACGAAAAUGAAAGAAUGUUGUUCACAAUAUUGGUCGAUAAAUUGCUCGAUCAACCAUCUGUAUAUAAUGAUUCAGCGUCAAGUUUGAAAAAGUUGCUUGACACAUCGAUAGAAUGUAUCCAGGGGCUGAAGGCAAUGGGUAUAAAAACGAAUGAAGCAGAUCCAAUAAUAGCAAGGAUUAUAAUCAGGAAGUUGGAUAAGGAAGGAUUACGGCUAUAUGAGCAAAAUAUAAAAAGGACAAAGGAGAUUCAAAAAAUGGACGAUGUAUUACAGUUUCUGGAGCAGCAAUACCAAGCAGCAGAGGCGAUUAAAUCUAAGAAACAAACUAAUAAUGUAAAGUCUUUUCAAAAAACAACAGCGACAACUAUAGUAGCAAAUGAUUACCAGUGCUUUUACUGCAACAAAAAAGAACAUAUGGCAAUAAAGUGUUAUGAGUUUCUAAAGCUACAAGUCAAGGACAAAAAUACAUGGGUAAAAGACGCUAAAAUUUGUCGCGUCUGUUUAUCGCAUAAAACUACAAAAAGAUGCAAUAGUAAGACAAAAUGUCAAGAUUGUGGGAAGUGGCAUAAUACUCUUUUGCACAUUAAUUCAGGGCAAAAUAAUAAUACAUCAACAUUAACAAUGAAUACGGGCACAGCAGAAAAUGUGUUACUUGCAACGGCGCAAGUGCGCGUAAAAAGUGUUCAAGGUGAGAUGAUUAUGUUAAGGGCACUAAUUGACCAAGGGUCGCAAACUACAGCUGUAUCAGAAGAAGCGGCACAAAUAUUAAAUUUACAAGGAAAAAAGUAA
This is a messenger RNA of Teleopsis dalmanni, 1551 nucleotides long. RefSeq lists its product as uncharacterized. The record is from RefSeq and is a predicted model, not a curated record. The transcript has 2 exons. Lineage: Eukaryota; Metazoa; Arthropoda; Insecta; Diptera; Diopsidae. Bases 1 to 1551 code for a protein of 516 amino acids.